Molecule: messenger RNA, 1165 nt
Organism: Sinocyclocheilus anshuiensis
Lineage: Eukaryota; Metazoa; Chordata; Actinopteri; Cypriniformes; Cyprinidae
Biological process (GO): double-strand break repair via homologous recombination
Cellular component (GO): Shu complex
Molecular function (GO): single-stranded DNA binding
Source: RefSeq, a predicted model, not a curated record
GUAGGCGGUGCGACGUCAUGUUCGCGGGAGAAGAAGCACGUUGCCUUUACGUUGUGCAGUAGCUGCAGAUAAGUCCUACUUACACUAAAAUCAAUAACUGCUGUGAUUUGAAGGCAGAUUGUUAUGGCUGAUAUUUUAGGAGUCGUUUUCAGACGGUUCGCAUCAGGAACUGUAACGAGUGAUGUAAUAUUUCCCCCUGACGCAGAAGCAAACACACUGGUGCUUGGGGAUGUGAAUAUCAGUAGAUCUGUGUUAUUUCUAGCAGCUGUGACAGCUGCCACAGAUCUGGGGCUCAAAGUGCUGUUUUUCACACAGACCCCUUUUCAGUCUCUGCCGGUGUCGUUGAGAGCUUCAGUACCUGGAUUAAAACUAGAAAGUCUGAAGAAUGUCAAGUUAGUGUAUGUGAAGACUUUGGAGGAGCUUGUUGAAGAUAUAGCGUCCCUCCAUGAGCUGGCGUCUCCUCCCUCUCUGAUUAUCGUGGACGGUCUGGAUCAUUAUUUGCACAGGUCUCGAGUUAGACCGCUACAGGACGACCUGAGCCCCGUGGCCCACGUGGCGGCCCUCCUGCACGACACCGCUGCUUUUCUCUCCCAGAUCCUGCAGAACAGAGCAGACGGCCAGGGCCUGUGCAGAGUCAUGGUCUCCUUUCAGUCUGAAUGUGAAGGCAGUCGGGACAGUGAAGCGCUGGCACCUGAGCUUCUCCUCUGUGUGCUGGACCGUUACCUGCAGGUGAGGUGCACGCUAGAGGAGAAGUGAAGCGUGAUGGAGUGGCGGGGGGAUCUGUCAGUCAUGUGUCCUUCGCUGGUACAGCAGUGGCACAUGGUGCUGCUGGCAGGAGGUGCUCUGGAGUUCAGGCAGGUCUUCGGGGGAGAACAGCAGAUUCUGGACCAGCCAGAGAAAACAAACAGGAAAAUGAGAGAUGUGGAGACAACUAAUAAAAGUUCAUAUUACAAUACAACCUAUUUUGAUUGGUCAGUUUUGACAAGCCAUACCCAAUCAGAAAUUUUAAUGUUUAUUUGCGAUAUUGACAAAGGAACGUAAACUGUUCUUGACUAAAUACAGAUAGUCAACCAUACUUGUAGAAUUUAUAUAGCAUUGACAAUGUAAAAAACUAUAAUUUAAUGUGAAUUUAAAUAAUAUUUUGGUGACAUCUAAAUAGAUUGAA